Messenger RNA from Onychomys torridus (southern grasshopper mouse), 1122 nucleotides. RefSeq names its product serine protease 40-like. The record is from RefSeq and is a predicted model, not a curated record. The coding region runs from base 1 to 1122 and encodes 373 amino acids. Gene Ontology annotation, molecular function: serine-type endopeptidase activity. The transcript has 5 exons. NCBI's taxonomy places the organism in Eukaryota, Metazoa, Chordata, Mammalia, Rodentia, Cricetidae. Gene Ontology annotation, biological process: proteolysis.
AUGCAGAGCGCCAGGGCCCAGCCACCGGGCCUGGGUGGGGAUGGAGCCUGCCUGCUGGCUGCUCUGCUCUGGCUCAGCCUCCUACCCCCACCUGCCAGCGCCACUAGCGCUACAAAUGUAACGACCGCCCAGACCACGAAGACUACUCCAUCCCUAUCUCAGAUAUGUGGCAGGACCAAUUUCCAAGGGAAGAUCUUUGGCGGUCAGAUGGCAACACCUGGGCGGUGGCCAUGGCAGGCCAGUCUGCGCUUACAUGGCAGGCAUAUCUGUGGAGCAGUUCUCAUUGACAAAAACUGGGUAGCCGGUGCUGCCCACUGCUUCCAAAGGUCUCACAACCCAAGAGACUACCAGAUCAGGCUAGGGUACACCAAGCUGAGCAGUCCCACAACGUACAGCAGGGAGAUGUCAGUGUACAAGCUCAUCGUUCAUAAAGACUACGACAAAUUCUACCGCCAGGGAAGCGACAUCGUCCUGAUGCAGCUGGAAUCACCUGUGGAGUACAGUUCCCACAUCCUCCCAGCCUGUGUCGCAAACAAAGACACAAAAAUCCCCAGUCAUAAGGCCUGCUGGGCAAGCGGCUGGGGGCAUCUCAGAGAGGAUGUGCGCCAGCCUUUACCUGACGAACUCCGUGAAGUAAAGCUUAUCCUCAUGGACAACGAACAGUGUAAAUCAUUUUUCCCAGAACCAUCACCUGGCUCCACUAGAGGCUACUACAUAUAUGAUGAUAUGGUCUGUGCAGCUGACUAUGAGAUGACAAAAUCCAUCUGUGCAGGAGAUUCCGGGGGCCCCCUCGUCUGCUUACUGGAUGGCUCCUGGUACUUGGUGGGGCUGACCAGCUGGAGCUCAUCAUGUGAGACCCCAAUCUCCAGCCCCAGUGUCUUUGCCAGGGUCUCCUACUUUGACAACUGGAUUAAAGAACACAAGAAAGCGUCGCCUGAUCCAAAGCCACAGGAGCCCUACAGCCCCCCUCCCCACCAAAGACCCUCUUACAACAAGCCAAGACCCCCUGUGAGUGAGACUCCCUGGAACAGUGACAAAGACCAAGGCACUGUCAUCUGUGUGGCCCUGCUGACUUCUCAGUUCCUCCUCCUCCUCCUCUUCCUCCUUCUCCAGUUGGUUUAG